AUGAGCUUGCAAGCAAGAACUUGGCCUGUUAAGGCGUCAGGGAAGUACGCGACGAAGUUGAAGUUGCUGCAGGAGGGAAGACGGCUCUUCGAGCAGAGCAAGGAGAAGGACAGAGAGGACAUGAUCAGGCACUUCAACAAGCUGGCGAUGCAAAAACACAAGACAGGUCUUUCUCAAAAGAAGAUACUGACGUUUAUUUCUGGCGUGAGUGGACGGGCCGGCGAAGCAGAGGACUGGGAGAGACACUGGUGGAAAAGCGUGAGGCGAUAUCGGCAGAAGCUGCGGCAGCGUGGCGACGACAGUGGAGUGGACAGCGAUGUGCCGAGGCAUGUGGAGCGAGAGUGUGCGGCGGACAAGAGCACACUGCGGCCGCUGGAGACGCCCUGGCGGGAGGUUGUGGUUGAGGACCGCCGGGAGCUCUCGUUUGACGAGCGGGUCCGCCGAGUCCUGGAAGAUAUAUCCGGGAAAGUGCGGCGUGUCGAGGCGGGUCAGACAGAGGUGCUGCACUGUGGUGAGUACGCGGACGAGGUGGUCGACGACUUCCGCUGCCGAAUAGCGAGGUGGGAGGGCUGCCCGACCACAGAUGUCGAGCGGGUGAGGGAGGUUGUCGAGCUGGCAGGCAGCCAGUGUCUUGGGAAGCGCUGGCUGGCGCUGCUGGACGCGUCGGCAGCAGCCACAGCCGCAGACCUUGUUGAUGUCGUGGAGGGCGUGAUCCACCGCAGCGACAGCUGCGUUGUGGCCGACGAGACGCUGCUGGAAAAGACGGUGCUGCGGUGUCUGGCGUCGCCAGGACUCGAGGCCGUCGGCGUGGCUCUUUUCCGUCUUGCGGUUGUGUGCGGGGAGCACCGCAGGAAACCGCUUCAGGCUCAAUCAACGACAGAGCCCCGUGCCAGAGACGACCGCUACGGGCUUGCUGAGGGGGUGUUGAGGUUGCACAAGACAAUCACAAGCGCUGAGCCGCUACUUGGCAACUCCAACAAACACCACAAGUCUGCUGUCGUGGUUUUCCCCUUUUUCCGCGGGGCACAAGCCGUCCGCGUCGGUGUACGGGUGUGCGCAGCACUCCGCGGCCUCCGGGACGGCGAGCUGAUGUUGUGGGCGAGUCGUGUGGUGGUUGCGCACUCGGAGCCCGCCGGGUCUCGCUAG
Messenger RNA from Pichia membranifaciens NRRL Y-2026, 1146 nucleotides. RefSeq lists its product as hypothetical. The transcript has a single exon. The coding region runs from base 1 to 1146 and encodes 381 amino acids. The record is from RefSeq and is a predicted model, not a curated record. NCBI's taxonomy places the organism in Eukaryota, Fungi, Ascomycota, Pichiomycetes, Pichiales, Pichiaceae.